UGCUCCAUUUUUUCAAUUACCAAAAUAACCUUCGUAAUUCAAUUUUCUUAAGCAUACCAACAAAACACCCAAAUUACAGCACACAAAGAGACUAGAGAUUCAGAGCCGAAGCCAAUCAACCCUGUAUCUCUUCAAAGCUUUUUCUCUUUUCUCUUUAUUUCUCAACCAUGCUAUUGAGAAGGAACAUAACCUUAAUCUCUUCAAAUCUGUUUAUUUAUUGAUCUGGGUUGUAAUGCUCUUUCUUUCUGCAGAUCAUAGUUGGUUUCCUUUUAAUGUUUUUAAUCGUUGAAGUUUGAAACUUUCAUUCCUCUUUUGUUAUUUUAAAUUUUUUACUUUCUCAGAUAAACUAACACUGAAAAGAAACAAAGAGAAAAACAAAAACCAUGUGGGUUUUGCUGUUUUUUUAGUAAGUUUGCUUGGUUUUAACAGAUUCGAAGUAAUGGGUUUCUUGUUAAAGAUGCAUAUUGACUUUGGUUCAUUUCAGAUUUCAACUUUAUUUUUCUAAGAAGUUUUCAUUAGUUGGGUUUAAGAUUAUGGGUAGAGGUAGAGGAAAGGGAAAGAAGUUGACUGUUAGCAACAAUGAGGAUGCUGGAAGUGGUGAAGAAGAGAAAAUUCCUGCACAAAAGAGAAGAGGAAGGCCACAAAAACCAUUAAAAGACGAAAUUGAUGAAGAAGAAGAAAUUGAAAAAAUAAAAGAGGAGGAUGGUGGGAAUGGAAAAGCUGGUAUCACAAGCAAAGAGAGAAAAAGUCCCUCUGCUGCAGAGAAUGGAAAAAAGAGAAAACGUAAUUCACAGGUAAAAGAGAAGCCUGAUUCAGUCAAAGAAGAGAAUGGCAUUGGCACCAGAUCAAGCACUGAUGACUCAUCAAAAUCUAAUGGUUUUCGGCAAAAUGGGAGUAGGCGGAAAAGCAAGCCACGUAGAGCAGCUGAAGCAGGUGUGGAAUGCAAGUGAGAUCGUGGUGCUUAUUGCCAUAGGUCUCUUCUUUUUCACUUUAUCAAUACACUAUGAGAUAGGAAGUGAGGCCUAGUAAAUCUCUAGUCAAUAUUGCAUUUCGGUAAUUGUUUCUUUUGAUUUUUGGAGAUUCCUUAUCUUUAAUUCCUUUUUUAUUUUAUUUGGUUUUGGAUUUUGUAACUGAUUCUGCUGGUUGUAAUUUUUUAUAAUGCUAUUAUAUUCCAUAUCAUCGCUGGAUUCUUGUAAUAUAUCAUCUGCAUAACAAUGCCAUUUUCUUUUUUACA
Molecule: messenger RNA, 1234 nt
Organism: Durio zibethinus
Lineage: Eukaryota; Viridiplantae; Streptophyta; Magnoliopsida; Malvales; Malvaceae
Source: RefSeq, a predicted model, not a curated record